Molecule: messenger RNA, 3858 nt
Organism: Tachyglossus aculeatus (Australian echidna)
Lineage: Eukaryota; Metazoa; Chordata; Mammalia; Monotremata; Tachyglossidae
Gene: PI4K2B
Product: phosphatidylinositol 4-kinase type 2 beta
Exons: 10
Coding region: 86-1519 (477 amino acids)
Biological process (GO): endosome organization; Golgi organization; phosphatidylinositol phosphate biosynthetic process
Cellular component (GO): trans-Golgi network; plasma membrane; endosome
Molecular function (GO): 1-phosphatidylinositol 4-kinase activity
Source: RefSeq, a predicted model, not a curated record
GGGCCGCCUCGUCCUCUUCCUCUUCCUCCGUUCGCCCGGUCAUGGCGGGCGCGGGUCCGGCCCGCUCCGUCCGCUGAGGGCGGGCAUGGCCGAGCCCGGGGGGCCCGGGGGGCCGGGAGAGCGGGAGCCCUUGCUGCGGGGGGCCGGGAGGGACCCCAGGGACACCCCGGGGGGCGCCGUCAGGGUCGGGACCGGACCCGAAGAUGGCGAUGAGGGACGACAACAACAAGAAGAAGAAGACGACGACGACAGGCUUCCCGAAGGAGACGCCGGGGAGGAGGAGCUGCUGCUGCUACCGCCGCCGGCGCCCGCACCCCCGCUGGUACCCGCAGUACAUUGUGUAGGAACUGCAGAGAUGAACAUAUUCUUGGAAGAUCCAGAAUUUGCUGAAAUUAUUCUAAGGGCAGAACAAGCAAUUGAUGGUGGAGUCUUUCCGGAAAGAAUAUCUCAAGGGUCAAGUGGGAGUUACUUUGUUAAAGAUCCCAAAGGGAAAAUUAUUGGAGUGUUUAAGCCAAAAUCUGAAGAGCCUUAUGGUCACCUGAACCCCAAAUGGACCAAAUAUUUUCAUAAAGUCUGCUGCCCAUGCUGUUUUGGCCGAGGCUGCCUUGUUCCUAAUCAGGGAUACCUUUCCGAGGCCGGUGCCUCUCUUGUGGAUGACAAACUCGGUCUGGGAGUUGUCCCUAAAACUAAGAUCGUCUGGCUUGUCAGUGAAACAUUCAACUAUAGUGCAAUAGAUCGUGCCAAAUCAAGAGGCAAAAAAUAUGCUUUAGAAAAAGUGCCAACAGUGGGUAGAAAAUUUCAUCGAAUAGGACUGCCUCCUAAGGUUGGCUCCUUCCAGAUGUUUGUAGAAGGUUAUAAGGAGGCUGAUUACUGGCUUAGAAAAUUUGAAGCCGAUCCUUUACCUGAAAAUACCAGGAAACAACUUCAGUCGCAGUUUGAGAGAUUGGUUGUCUUGGAUUAUAUCACCAGAAAUACUGACAGGGGCAAUGAUAACUGGUUAGUCCGUUAUGAGAAACAAAGUGAUGGGAGCCACUUUUCUGACAAGGACGAAGAGUGGAUGGGUAGUAAAGAAUCGCUUAUUAAAAUUGCUGCAAUUGAUAAUGGUCUAGCAUUUCCUUUUAAACAUCCAGAUGAGUGGAGAGCGUAUCCAUUUCACUGGGCUUGGCUUUCUCAAGCAAAAGUUCCCUUUUCUGAAGAAACCAGAGACCUUAUCCUGCCACGAAUCUCUGACAUGAACUUUGUACAGGAUCUCUGUGAAGAUCUUUAUGAACUUUUUAAGACCGAUAAAGGAUUUGACAAGGCUACCUUCGAAAAUCAGAUGUCUGUGAUGAGAGGGCAGAUCCUGAACCUCACCCAGGCCCUGAAGGAUGGGAAGAGUCCCAUACAGCUCGUGCAGAUGCCUCGAGUGGUCGUGGAGCGAAGUCAGAGCGGGAGCCAGGGCCGGAUCGUCCAGCUGAGCAAUUCCAGCGCCUUCACUCAGACUGUCCAUUGCAGGAAACCUUUCUUUUCCUCCUGGUAGUGGACCCGUGGGCCGAAGAAAGGAACCGCUGUCUGGAAUUCAGCCAUCUGUUGAUUUCAGACUUUUGCAAUAACGUAGACCUGCUGUAGCCCGCGAGCUCCAACUGCCAAAACCUCAGAGACCUGAAAUCUUUAGACAGUUUGAUGUUGAAUGUAAUCGAAGUUUACAGUUUUUGUGCCCCAAAAUGGUGACUUCUCUGUCAGGGAAUAAGCAAGGACCUAUUGUCAAUAUCGUAUUUUUCUAAGGUAAAUAUUUUAUUGUGGGUCAUUACUACUUUAAAGGGAAAGUUUACAGUUUACAUUUGCUGAAAUGACUGUAAUCGCUUCGGAGUAUAAAGUGGAAAAAUGAGAGGUUUAUUGCUGAGUGAAUUCAAGAACAGAGCAUACAAGAACACGCAGCUUCACUUUGCUGUUUCUUUUUUCAUCCGCUCUGAGCGAAGGAGUACGCAGGUUAAAUUGCCUCUGGUAAUGAAAGGGUCUUUGAGACCGCCUCUGCCUGACGUUAGCCUGAGGGGCUUUGGUAACCUUGGUUUAUUCUGCUGUGAGAGAAAAGAGCUGCCCUCUCUGAAAAUUGAAAGAUAUUCCUCAGAGGAAUUAUUUUGUGAUGGGAGAUAGCACAAACCACUCCUUUGGUGCUUGUUUGGGGACUGUAUCCUCUGUUCGGAGAAGCAGCGCAAGAAUAAUUGAAAGAGUGGUUAAUACACAGUCCUCUAUACUCAGAGAUCCCCCCGACACACGUUUUUCUGGAAAUUCUUUGUUUUUAUGUUUCUGCCGGGACUCAUUCCUCUCAGUCUGGCCCGACCCCAGCCCGAUUCUGCUGUCAUCAGCUAUUGCCGUUGGCAUCCACUCGAACAAUUUCGACUUCUUAUUGCGGGAGCCCCUUUCCUCAAUCGCUGGGUGUCUUCUUCCCGCUGGACAGCAGGCCUGCCCUGGGGAGUUCACCCCUUCUCUGAUCUUCCUCCCUGAGAUGGAUGCAGCAUUUGCCCACCUCUUUCCGUCCCCUCUGCUUAGUUCAUCGAGGCAGCAGAAGGGUGGGAUAACAGGCUCCGUGAGGCGUGGACCCUUCCGUUUCCUUCUGAGCUUGGGUCUGCCUUGCUUAGCUCUGCCAGCACUGGCCAAGGCCCUGCGGGGAGAGCCUGAGGCCGGCCGAGCGGCCUUCCGCGGCCCGGAGAGAAGAGGGCUGGGGGCUGAGCUAUGGGGUUCCGUGGGGAGGGGACUCUGGUCUCGGCCUCACAAAGGGAAGGACCAGGGUCCUCUCCCCCAUGACUGACAGCUUCAGGGACUCAGGUUGAACUACCGAUGCCGCGGGACGGAAGGAGAGGCGGGCCAGGGAGCGUUGGUCAGUGGUGAUCUGUGUUAGAGAUGAGUGGAGAUGGCCCGCGUGGGCCACACUCAUGGUGGAAAAGAGGCUUGGGCGCAGCAGGGUGUGGGGGCUGCUGUUUUGCCGUGGCUGCAGGGCUGGGCUCUCGUCCCCCCGGGGUGGGGUGGGAGGGCUGGAGAGGGCAAGAGCUCCUUCCUGGUCCAGCUGGGUAGCAGUGGUGGGGAGAGGGGAAGGCCGGCCGGGCCUGCGUUGACAACCCACCGUGCGGUCAUUGGGAGAGAGAAGCGGAGAACCGAUGGCUUCCGGCCAACUCUGCAUGCUUUACUUGGAAGAGCAUCCAAACGUGACUCCCUUUUUUCUUUCUGAGGUAAAGAAAUCAUCAGGAGGACAUGUGGGGACUGCUUAUGUUUUACCGACCAGCACCAAAGAUCCCCCCCAUCUUGCGCACUGGGUACUUGAACACUGAAGUAGUUAGUAAGGGUUCCUUCCUAUUCAUUGCACGAACCUACUCAUUCACCAAAAGGAAAAGUGGAAAGUAAACCACACUCCACAAUGGGCAUCACCACUGGGCUUGGAGGCCUUAAAGUUGCAAACUGAAAUCCUAUACUACACUCUAAUCGCCACAAUCACUUGUUUAGACCUUCAAAAGUUGAGACCUUCAAAAGUUGGGGCCAAAAGGAAAUGCACUUUUCUGAUGAGAAUCAAGUACAACAGCCUCUUCAGUUUUUCCAAAUGCUUGUGUUUUAUCGUUCCCCCAAAUAUUUGAGAACUUCUGAAUUGCCGCUGUGCUGCUGCUCUCGGUCUGUGGACAAAUGUUUUCGGUCAACUGGUCAAGCCUUAAAAGUAAUGUGCCGUACAUUGUUUUCUAGUUUUUUUAAAUUGACUAGAUUGGAGUAAACCAAUCACUUUUUUUAAGCAUUCCAGUUUGUUUAAAUAUUUUGUCAAAACUUUGUAAAUGAAUAUAUUUAAUAUAUCAGAUAUGAUCAACUUAACGUGGCAAAUAUAUCUUUAAAAACCUA